Podarcis muralis (Common wall lizard) is the source of this 592-nucleotide messenger RNA. NCBI's taxonomy places the organism in Eukaryota, Metazoa, Chordata, Lepidosauria, Squamata, Lacertidae. The record is from RefSeq and is a predicted model, not a curated record.
GAAAGGUGCUGUGAAGAUAACUACCUUUUUGAGUCUGAUCCCUCCUGUCCUAUUGGCUGUUGGUAAUAAAGUAAAUGUCUAUGAAUUCACAAUUGCUGUACGUUUCUACACUGGGGUAUGCACAGGACUAAUCUCCGUUGUUGUUCCUCUGUAUCUUGGAGAGAUCGCCCCUGGAAGCGUGAGGGGAGCUGUCGUCAUGAUGUCCCAGCUAUUUUAUUCUUUAGGCCUCUUUAUGGGUCAGCUAAUUGUUGCUAAAGACAACUUUAAAAUGCGAGGAGGUUACGUGAUUGUGAUGGGCAUUUCUGGGGUCAUGCCAAUUUUUCAGAUCAUACUACUACCCUUCUUUCCUGAAAGUCCGAGGUAUCUGCUCAUUCAGAGGAAGAAUGCAGAGAGUGCAAGGGAAGAACUGAAGGUGCUGAGAGGCAAGGAUGAUGUGGAGAAUGAAAUGAACGAACUCCGUCAGGAGGACCUCUUUGAGAAAGCAGAAAAGAACAUGACUACUGCUAAACUGCUAUCAUCCCCAAACCUGAGAACGCAGGUCAUCACCAUAGUUGCCUUGACAGGUGGUGCACAGCUUGACGGCAUUGGUGCG